Messenger RNA from Zingiber officinale, 390 nucleotides. RefSeq names its product glyceraldehyde-3-phosphate dehydrogenase B, chloroplastic-like. The record is from RefSeq and is a predicted model, not a curated record. Gene Ontology annotation, cellular component: chloroplast. Gene Ontology annotation, molecular function: glyceraldehyde-3-phosphate dehydrogenase (NAD+) (phosphorylating) activity; NAD binding. Gene Ontology annotation, biological process: glucose metabolic process. Lineage: Eukaryota; Viridiplantae; Streptophyta; Magnoliopsida; Zingiberales; Zingiberaceae. Bases 1 to 390 code for a protein of 129 amino acids. The transcript is spliced from 4 exons.
AUGGCAAGCCAUGCAACUCUUGCCUCCUCCAGAAUCCCUUGCAGCAUGGGGUUCCACUCCAAGACCAACUCACCCUGCUUCACCAAGACGCUAGAGUUUGCUGAAUUCUCCGGACUAAAAUCAUGCUCGAGCAUCACUUUUGCAGGGCAUAGCAGAGAAGCAUCCUUCUCGGAUGCAGCUAGAGAUGUUCUUCCAAAAGGGGUGACUGUUGCAAAGUUGAAGGUUGCAAUCAAUGGUUUCGGGAGAAAAGGUCAAAACUUCCUCCGCUAUUGGCACGACCGGAAGGACUCACCGCUGGAGGUCAUCGUUGUCAACGACAGUGGCGGUGUCAAGAAUAUCAUUGGCCAAAGAAGGCAGAUUCAACAGGAGGUUGGCAACUUCAAACAGUAG